UGUAACGGAAGCCCAAACAGUAACGACCCCACAGGCCCCGGCUUUAAAUCAAACUCUCCUCCCCCCGCUGGGCCUGUCUGCGCCGGGGCUCACCAACUUCAACCUUGUUAUCUUAAGCAAGAUGGCAGCGCCCCGGCCCAGCCCAGCCAACUAAAGGAAACAAAACCGCUCACGCCGCAGGCCCAGCCACGGAUCGCCCCCGAUCGGGAAUUCCUUCCGGCCGUAGGGCGAGCUGCGGCUGCGCGAGCAAAGACGGGACAAGGAGGUAGCGGCUGCCAAGGAUGUGUGCUUCUCCUCCAAAGGCCGGGCAGCUCCCGAAGGCCUGCGCACGACGCCGGCGCGUGCGCGAAAGACUGGGCGGGGCAUAGGAUUUGGCGGAGGCUCCACGUGGGUGCCUCACGAAGGUUCCAGAGACACCUCGCGCUAGAGGAAGGGAGGGGCAAUGCGAAGGGGGCGCGGCUCGGGAAGCAGGCCGGGUCGCACCCGGCCUCUCCUUGCGCAGGCGGCCUAAAGAAAGACUCGCUCCGGUCUGAUCCUCGCGCAGGCGUCCUAAGAGGCGUCCCGCGAACGUCCGGCCCGUGCGCAGGCGGCGCUGUGGGCAGCGGCUCGUGCCAGUCGGGUCUGCGCUCCGGCGGCGGCGGCGGCGGCGGCGGCGAGAGCAGCAACCAGAGCCAAGUCCUAGCGGUGCGGGAUCCCCAGGCUUCCCUUCUGCGUGACCGCAGUGCGCGUUGCUCCUGGCGCUGGCGGCAAGCCAUGGCGGCGGCUCUGGAGGAGCUACGCAAAGAUCUGGAAGAAGUAAAGGAUUUGCUGGGAAAGGCCACUAGGAAAAGAGUUCGUGAUGUCCUAACAGCAGAGAAGUCCAAGUUAGAAGCAGAAAUCAAGCACAAGACAAAGCAGAAGGGACAGGAGAAAGGAGAAACUAUUGAUAAUGAGAAACCAGCAGCUGUGGUUGCCCCCAUUUCAGUUGGCUACACAGUGAAAAUCAACAAUUAUGGAUGGGAUCAAUCAGAUAAAUAUGUGAAAAUCUACAUCACCUUAAAUGGUGUUCAGCAAGUUCCCCCUGAGAAUGUACAGGUGCAGUUCAAGGAAAGGUCAUUUGAAGUUCUUGUAAAGAAUCUUAAUGGGAAAAAUUACUCUAUGACUGUCAAUAAUCUUUUGAAGCCCAUCUCUGUAGAAGGUAGUUUAAGAAAGAUCAAGACUGAUACAGUUCUUGUAUUAUGCAAAAAGAAGCAGGAACAGAAAUGGGAUUAUCUGACCCAGGUGGAGAAAGAAUGCAAAGAGAAGGAAAAGUCUUCCUUUGAUAAUGACACAGAUCCUAGUGAGGGGUUGAUGAAUGUUUUGAAGAAAAUUUAUGAAGAUGGAGAUGAUGAAAUGAAGAGAACUAUUAAUAAAGCCUGGGUAGAGUCAAGGGAGAAACAAGCCAAAGGAGAGAGUGAAUUUUGAGACAAAAGUUCUUUCAGCCACUAAUGUGGAAAUGUCCUUUCCAAUAAGGAACUGUCGCUGAGCUGCACAGAUGCAUUUGACAAGUAUAUUGUUUACACAGCCUUCUUCCAAGCAAAGAUCCUGAACUCUUUCCAUUUCAUGCUGGAGGAUUUAUUUAAAAUAAAACAUGCUUAUUUUAAAAACACUUCUUUCAAGGAAAGUUGCCUUAGUGCCCUGUUUGUUUUGUGUGCAAGGAAAACGGUCAUUGUUUCCUCACUUCGUCUUGCUAAUUAAAAAGCUAUAUAUUCAUUAUCUCUGCUGUUCAUCUGCACAAUUAAAGGGAUUGAACCUACA
This is a messenger RNA of Sarcophilus harrisii (Tasmanian devil), 1776 nucleotides long. It is a transcript of the gene CACYBP, whose product is annotated as calcyclin binding protein. Gene Ontology annotation, cellular component: nucleus. The annotation marks the transcript as partial. Gene Ontology annotation, molecular function: ubiquitin protein ligase binding; S100 protein binding; tubulin binding. Gene Ontology annotation, biological process: heart development. The record is from RefSeq and is a predicted model, not a curated record. The transcript is spliced from 6 exons. NCBI's taxonomy places the organism in Eukaryota, Metazoa, Chordata, Mammalia, Dasyuromorphia, Dasyuridae.